UACUUUUAAAAAGGGUGGACUUUAGGAAGUAGUCAAUAAUGGAGUGUGUUACUAAAUUUUGUGUUUCUGUAACUGACCAAAUGCCAAAGGAAUGUUCGGUGUUUCUUGUUGGCGAUGGAAACAAACUGGGCAACUGGAAACCAACUGAUGCUGUUAAGCUUGAUUUGACUGAAGCUCAAUGGGAAAUAGAGAUGUGUCUGAACGCGAAGGAGCAAAUAAGGUACAGGUACUUUAUUGGGGCAAUGUAUGAAGGUGCUGUGGUGAUUAAGCAGUUUGAAGUUCAUCCUACAUUCAUGACAAGAAGUAUUGUGGUCCCUGAGAAAGAAAAUCUUGUGGUUAAAGAUAUAUUUGGAGUUGCAGGCGAUUUACAGUCUGUUGAUUGUGGUUGGCUGACAAGUCAAACUGAAAUACGAGUUUUAAUCAGUUCGACUCAAGGUCACCCGAUUACUUUUAAUAAAAAUUUCGGUAAUGGCAUGCUGAACAAAUCAAAGCUGAAAAUUAAACCGAUUGCUCAUGGAGAUAUCAUCGGCAUAUCUACCACAGUGAUUGAGCCUUUUCAGUCGCAACAAAUAGUUAAUAUUCCAAAUGCAGGCCUUAAAAUACCUGAAGACGAACAAAUGUGUUUGUUAUUUUCCAUGCAAACAUUGAAUGCUUCCUCCUGUUCAAUUAAUCUUGAAAUUUAUGAUAAUGAUAAACGACUUGGAGUAGCAACAGUUGCAUUCGGUGCUUUAUCCACUUCCAAACAGGCCCUCAAUAUUGCUGUAAUUGAUGAUAACUUUCUCUGUAUUGGGGUCCUUAAAAUUAGCUAUCUACGUAUAUCUCCAUUCCAAUGUGAGGCACUUAACAUGGAGAGAUUGUUCUCCAGACACUGGAAACCUAAACCCAUGGUUCACAUUGGACAUAGGGGAAGUGGUAAUUCAUUUACUAGUAAGUUGAUUGCAAAUGUCCCAGAAAAUACUGUGGCUUCAUUUAAACAAGCCAAUGAAAAUCGUGCCCAGCUGGUUGAGUUUGAUGUUCAUUUAACUAAAGAUAUGAUUCCUAUUGUUUAUCAUGACCUGACCACUUCAUGCAAAGUAAAAACUAAAGAAGAACCUGGAGAUGUUUUACUUGAGAUGCCUGUUUUUCAUUUUACACUUAAAGAACUUCAGAGUUUAGAUAUGAAGCACAGAAGUCGGAUUACCAACACCAGAAAGCUGGAUUUCAAUGAACAAGAUACAAGUCCAGAUAUGCAAAUGUUCCCCACAUUGAAAACUGUUCUAACUGACGUUCCUGUGGAGACUGGUUUCGACAUUGAAGUGAAAUGGCCGACGUUAGAUAUAAAUAAUGAAUUUGAAGAUGGACUUGAAAGUUACAUCGAUGCGAAUGUAUUUGUGGAUACAAUAUUAAAGGCAGUGUAUGAAAGUGCUGGAUCGCGUCGAAUCAUGUUUUCUUCAUUUGAUAUUGACAUUUGCAUUUUAUUAAAGAGGAAGCAGGGAAAAUACCCAGUGUUUUUACUUACUAACGGUGACACCAACUUUUAUACACCAUUGCUGGAUCCACGUGAGCGCACAAAUGGAAUGGCAGUGGGCAGCUGUCUUGCUGAGCAGUUUCUUGGUGUGAUAACUUUGGACAAGGAUGUAUACCAAACUCCUGAGGUGAUCAAAAAGAUUAAAUCCGCCGGAGUUGUAUUUGGCUGCUAUGGAGAUGAAGUCACUGAUAAUUUACCAAUGAUGAAACAGUUGAACGUGGAUAUUGCAAUCUAUGAUAGAAUAUCUAAGGAACUUGCCAAAAUCUAAAGGCUCGGUUUACUGACUAUAAAAAUUAAAUGGCAAUUGCUUCACUGUUUUUUUAUUUAGAUGUUCCUGUGGUUAUUAAGUUAUUAUAAUUAAAGUUGAAAUAUAUUUUUAUUUUGUUAGUUAAUAAUAGAAUGUGUGCUAUUGUUUCUAUUUGCAGGGUAACUACACUUAUAAUAUAGUGCUUUAUUUUGCUUAUAAAAUAUUUCUAAUUUGUCUAUUUAUGUGCA
This is a messenger RNA of Ciona intestinalis (vase tunicate), 2002 nucleotides long. RefSeq names its product glycerophosphocholine phosphodiesterase GPCPD1. Lineage: Eukaryota; Metazoa; Chordata; Ascidiacea; Phlebobranchia; Cionidae. Gene Ontology annotation, molecular function: glycerophosphocholine phosphodiesterase activity; starch binding. Gene Ontology annotation, biological process: glycerophospholipid catabolic process. The record is from RefSeq and is a predicted model, not a curated record.